CCAUCUGCAAUACCAAAAUAAAAUAAAAUGAAUAAACAAAAAGAACAAACAGUCCAACUUCCAUGCCUUUUGUCCUCCAAAACCAUUUGCGUCGGGUGUUGAAGUCAAAGCGGUCGGAGGGAUUGGAGCCUUCCUCUCUUCUUCUCUGUUCAGAUCGGAGAUAGAUUCAUCUCUGUCCGAUUCUGCCCCCAUGGUAACCUCAGACAAAUCUAGCAGCAUAAAAGGGGUAUCUGUUUUCGAUGUGCCCAUCACCAGAGGCACAGUCGGUGGUCUCUUUGUCUGUUGGAAUCGCCGUUGCUGGCCCAUCCCUCCCAUUUGUUUAUUAUUAAUUUCUUCUCCUUUCACCUUCUGCGUCGCUUCCGUCGAUCCACCGACACCCCCUUUAACAGUCACCCCACGAGGGGGUCAACUUCAGAUUGCGCUCGGUAUCAGUGUUUCACUUGUAUUGCUUCUCACUUUGUUGUCUGGUAUGGGGUUUUUGUUCAGAUUUCUCAGGUUGAAGAAACAGAGAAAAAGCAGGGCAGGGAAUCAAGUGGAAUCAAUCGAUGCGGAGGUUGGUGAUUCUAACUCUAAGGUGAAGGAUCAUUGCGGCGGUGAUUACGGUGGGUCUGCGAGGAAGUACAGUUGGGAGGAGAUAAAGCAUGUGACGAUGGAUUUCGCCCGCGUGAUUGGGUCAGGUGGGUUCAGUAAUGUCUAUUUGGCUAACUUGUCCGGUUCCCAUCAAGGAGCAGUGAAGGUCCAUGUCAAUUGUGACCGUCUCAACCAGGUGUUCAAGCAGGAAUUGGACAUCCUCCGCCGCAUCAGCCAUGGAAACAUCGUGAAGCUUCUUGGCUACUGUGACGAUAAAGAGGAAGGAGCCAUGGUGUUCGAGUAUGUCCCCAGUGGAAACUUGCAGGAGAAGCUGCACGACAGUGAAUCGGUGCUUCCAUGGAGUCGCCGGACGGUAAUAGCUUUCCAGCUUGCCCAGGCGACUGAAUACCUCCACGAAAAGUGUACUCUCCAGAUAGUUCAUGGCGACAUUAAAGCUUCGAAUAUUUUGCUGGACGAACAUCUGAAUUGCAAGCUCUGUGAUUUUGGUUCGGCCAAAAUGGGGUUUUCGGCGACGGUGCUUCCGCCGACGUCGUCUUCUGGUUCUUACCACCGGAGCAAGCCGGUAAUGAUUGGAUCUCCGGGUUAUACCGAUCCCUAUUACUUGAGAACCGGAAUUGCCUCAAAGAAGAACGACGUUUACGGUUUGGGAGUCAUAAUUUUGGAACUUGUCACCGGAAAGCCGGCCUUUUCCCCGGAAAAAGGACAGCAAUUAACGUCGAUCCUUGCACCUAAUUUACGGAACAUUUCCGAACACGUAGCAGAAGAGAAAAUAGCAGAACUGGUAGACCCACGACUGGCCGGAGAAUUCAACCUGGAAGAAGCCAGGAGCAUGCUUUCCAUCGCCGCAGGUUGCAUUCAACAGUCUCCGACUCUUAGGCCCUCCGCUACUCAAAUCUUGCAGACUUUGGAGCAGAAAAUUCCUUCCGUCUCCUUCCGUUACUCAUCCCAGAAAGAUUACCCUUAGAAACUUCCAAAAUUGAUAGGGACAAUUUCAUGUAUAAUAUUCUAUAAACUUUUUUUCCUUUGUAAUUAUAAAUCAGGUUUAUCAGGCUGUGCAGGGUGCUUCCAUAAAUAAAUAAAAACAAAACCGUUGAAGAAGCAAAAGAUUACAAAAAUAGUGUGGGAACUUAGAAAUUGUAAAUUAAAAUGAAAUGGAAAGU
Rubroshorea leprosula is the source of this 1751-nucleotide messenger RNA. NCBI's taxonomy places the organism in Eukaryota, Viridiplantae, Streptophyta, Magnoliopsida, Malvales, Dipterocarpaceae. The record is from the annotation of a GenBank genome assembly.